Molecule: messenger RNA, 13435 nt
Organism: Manis pentadactyla (Chinese pangolin)
Lineage: Eukaryota; Metazoa; Chordata; Mammalia; Pholidota; Manidae
Gene: CWF19L2
Product: CWF19 like cell cycle control factor 2
Exons: 18
Coding region: 64-2751 (895 amino acids)
Biological process (GO): mRNA splicing, via spliceosome
Cellular component (GO): post-mRNA release spliceosomal complex
Source: RefSeq, a predicted model, not a curated record
AAAUUACGACAGUCGUAAACUGAGACUUCGUGACGACGUCCUAGCUUUACGACGACAACAACUAUGGCGGCUGCCAGUGGUCAAUUUGAAAGUGCGAGGAGUGUUGAAGAGCGUAAAGAACAGACCCGGAUUGCCAGGGCCGAGGUGUUGCGCCAGGCUAAAGCCAAUUUUGAGAAGGAAGAAAGGCAAAAAGAACUUAAACGACUUCGGGGCGAGGACACAUGGGUGCUACCUGAUGUGAAUGAGCGAAUUGAGGAAUUCGCAGAGGAACACUCUGUGAAGAAAAAGAAGAAAAAAGACAAGCAUUCAAAAAAAGUGAAGAAAGAGAAGAAAAAAAAGAGUAAGAAACAGAAGUAUGAAAAAAACAUUGAGUCAACUGAUAGUUCAUCAAGCUCUGAAGAUGAGUGGGUUGAGGCUGUUCCAUCCCAAACUCCUGGCAAGGAAAAAGCCUGGAAAGUGAAAGAUGAAAAUUCAGAAAAAGAAGAAGACAACCAAGUUAUUCAGAGGGAUGAGUGGAUGACUUUUGAUUUUAUGUCUGUUAAAACUGUGUCAUCAUCAUUACUUAAAGCUGAGAAGGAAACUAAAAAGAAAAUAGAGCAAGAGAAAACCCAAGCCCUUGAACAGUCCAGACUCCUGGAAAGAGAAUUGAAUCCAUACUGGAAGGAUGGUGGGACAGGUCUCCCACCAGAAGACUGUAAUAUGUCAUCAGUUACUAAAGUUUCAGUAAUAGAAGAUGGUGGAUUAAGUUGGCUAAGGAAAUCUUAUCAAAGAAUGAAGGAACAAGCUGAGAAACAAAAUAGAAAUUUUGAAGACAUUGUAGCAGAAAGAUAUGGGUCAGUGGAAAUAUUUCAGUCAAAAUUAGAAGAAGCUGAAAAGAUUUCAUCCAUGAAAGAAGAUUGUAGAAGAGAAACGUGGAGGAAACCAAUGUAUUCAGAUAAAGCACAAAGAAAUCAAGACAGUAGAAGGUCAGACUUUGUAAAAUAUAAUAAAAGUUCAAGGUAUAGAUACAGUUCAACAGAUACUACACACAAUAUCAAUAAAGGUAAAUUUAGUGGUGAUGAAAAAGAUAAUAGAUCUGAGACUUCAGAAACACACAGAAGAGAAUCCAGUCAAAGCCAAAAUCAAGUGCUUUCUUCUCUUGGAAAUUUGAGACCUAAAUUCUUAAGACCUUCUGAUGAUGAAGAACUGUCAUUUCAAAGCAAGGGCAGAAAGUUGGAACCAUCUAGUUCAUCUUCAGCCCUGGUUGCUCAGGGUUCUGUGCAUUGUGCUUUUCGAAAACCUGCGGAGAACAGUGAUGGAAGUUUAUCAUCAUGGAGUCUCUCUGAUGGGAGAGAAGGAGAAAGGAGACAUUCAAAUCGAAAGCCAUUGAAAAGCAGUCGCAGUGUUGACUCUGAAUGCAUUUCAGGAGAUGUGAGAGAAAAGUCACAAGAUGAGAUCUUGAGAGAUGACAUCCUGAAAGGAGAACAUCUCCGGGACAAAAAGUCUUCAUCUGCUGGAGGCAGUCCAGAGGAUGAUUCCAUCCACAUCUUGAGUGUUGAUGAGAAGAAUAAGUUGGGAGCCAAGAUCAUCAAGGCAGAAAUGAUGGGAAAUAUGGAAUUAGCUGAACAGCUAAAAGCCCAACUUGAAAAGGCAAAUAAAUUAAAAGAAACUAUGACAGAAACAUCAAAAAAAUCUGUGGCAGAGAAUGAAGACCAGCAAGAAGUGAUCCUUGUUAGGACAGACAGAUCUGGAAGCAUAUGGCCUGUAAACGCACCGGGAAAACCUCUGGAAUACAAAGGAGGAAGAAGGAAUAGACAGACGGCUUCAACCCGUGAGCAAAAAGAAAGGGUCAGAUAUUUUCAUGAUGACAGUAAUCUCAGCCUAAAUGAUUUAGUCAAGAAUGAAAAGAUGGGAACAGCAGAAAAUCAAAAUAAACUUCUUAUGAGAAUGGCAUCUAAGUUUAUGGGAAAAACAGAUGGAGACUGUUAUACUCUGGAUGACAUGUUUGUCUCCAAAGCAGCUGAGAGGGAACAUGUUGGUGAAGAGGAAGAGAAUCAGAGGAAAAAAGCUAUUGCUGAGCACCAGAGUCUUGUUGCACAAAUGGAAAAAUGUCUGUACUGUUUUGACAGCUCUCAAUUUCCCAAACACCUUAUUGUUGCAAUAGGUGUUAAGGUAUAUUUAUGUUUACCCAACUUCCGAUCUCUUACUGAAGGGCACUGCCUGAUAGUUCCUUUGCAGCACCAUAGAGCAGCUACCUUAUUGGAUGAAGACAUCUGGGAGGAAAUUCAGAUGUUCAGAAAAGCAUUGGUAAAGAUGUUUGAAGAUAAAGGAUUGGACUGCAUCUUUUUAGAAACCAAUAUGAGCAUGAAGAAACAGUAUCAUAUGGUUUAUGAAUGCAUUCCUCUCCCAAAGGAAGUGGGUGAUAUGGCUCCCAUCUAUUUUAAGAAAGCCAUAAUGGAAUCUGAUGAAGAAUGGUCUAUGAACAAGAAAUUGAUUGAUCUCUCUUCAAAAGAUAUCAGAAAGUCUGUACCAAGAGGCUUACCUUACUUCUCUGUGGAUUUUGGCCUCCAAGGUGGGUUUGCCCAUGUUAUUGAAGAUCAACACAAAUUCCCUCAUUACUUUGGGAAGGAAAUCCUUGGUGGGAUGCUGGAUUUGGAACCCAGACUUUGGAGGAAAGGGAUCCGAGAAAACUUUGAGGAUCAGAGGAAGAAAGCACUGCAGUUUGCUCAGUGGUGGAAACCAUUUGACUUCACCAAAAGUAAAAAAUGUUGAGUCAUACCUUUCAUUUUUUAUUUCCUCUGCUGAUUCCUUUCAGUUUUAUAUCCAUUGCAUCUAACUAAAAACUGACCCGCAGGUCAUGGGGAAAGAGAGUCAUGCUCUGGGUCUCUGGCAACUGUGCAUCAUUAGAUUCUGCCGUUUCCUUCCCCACCUGCUCCUGUGGACUCAGGAAACGGCUGUUCCUUUCUGUACCUGUGGCUUGGUGUUCUGAACUAUUCAGUUAAUAUAUAAACUUUUCUGAGGGCUUAUUUAGGACACCUAGCAAAUUAUUUAUUAGUUCAGAGGGAGGUGGGGCUGCUUCAAAAUCAAGUCUAUGGAGUGCCUUCUUUUGCAUUUUUAAACUGGUUGGAGUAUUCAGUAAUAAUUGAAAUUUCUUUUCAUAGCAUUUUAUAGAUGAGCUCUUAAUUUUCUACUAAUAGCAUAUAUAUCACUGUUACUCAUUUGAUUAAAGGAAAAAGAAUAUCCCAAAAGUAAUAAAUAAUUAAAUGAAAUAUAACAAGUUCAUGAUUCGAUCAUUUUUCUUUCUCAAUUUUUAAAUAGUGUAUUUGAAUUUUGGUGAUUUUAAAUAUAAUUGCUUCAAAUAAUACAAUUUGUUGUUGUUUGAAUUUUGUAUGAAAGUUAAAAAUUUUAAUCAGAUCAUCAUUUGGAGCUGAACCUUGGCAUUUUGUCAUGAAAUGUUGAAUGCCUAGAAUCUGUGUCCUGUACUCUUAACACGUAACUCUACAGUUAUUUUUAAUAGCAGUAUCUCAUUAUUUCUUUAGUAUGUUAAGAAAGAAAUGUUGAUGUUGUAUUUGUAAUUUUAAAAUUUCAUGUACAACUUGAAGUUUAAUGGUUUCAGUUUCUCAAUAUUUGCAAAUUGCAUUUAAGUGUAUUCAUCAAAUAGGUACUUGAUAGUAUUUUAUUUAUUGCUGUUUUCAAACUCUUUUGUCUUUGCUGCAAAGUCUUAGAGGAAUCUGUAAUGGUUGUUUAUUCAAUCAGUGAGUUAACAGUUAUUUGCAGAGUAUUUUGUUACAUAGUGGUAAUGCAAAAAUAAAAAGCACUUCCCCACCAUAAAUUAUUUUACAGUUUAGUGGAGAAAAAGACAUGUACAUAAAUAAUUGCAGCACAGUAUAAAUUCUAGAGCAUGAAAUGGGCCAAGUGUAUUUGAGUACAGUGCUAAAAGACUAUUUCAUACAUCUUCUGUCUUCAUUCUUAGUGGAAGACCUUGCCCCCUUUUUUACUGAGAAAAUAGAAGCAAAUAGAAGGAAAUUUCUACCACAUCUAUCAAUAUCCUACUUCCAUACCCAUGUACUCUACUCUUUAUCUUUCUAACUGUAGAUAAAUUAUUAUGUUCUUAUCUAGGGGCCAUUCACUCAUUUAUGUUUCAGAUUUCAUCCCUUCUCACGUACUCAUCUGCCCCUACUCUCUUUGUACUGUUUGGAUUUUCCCUGACUGUAAGUUUAUUCCUGUGAACAUGUGAAACAUUUUAUAUUCUAUCAACAGCAAACACUCUCAUCACAACAUCCCUCUCUACCAUUUUUCUUCCCCAGCAGAACUCAUUUUUUAAAAGUCUAUUUCCUCUCCUUCCAAUCUCUUGUUCUUUGUAUGGUUAGACUUUAUCUGCACCAUUCCACUUAAAUUGUUGAUGUCAGUGUCCUCAGUGGACGUUCUACAUCAGCAAACUGAGUAAUUAUCAGUGCAUUUCUUACUCUGUCUAUAUCAUCAUUAACCUAACUUGAAACACUUUCUUUACCUGCUUCUAAAACACUCUCUCAUUUAUGUCCCUUCCUUGCUGGCUACAUCCUCUUGCUGAUUCCUCUUCCUCUUUUCAGCCUCUAAAAGGUGAAAUGCCCCUCCUCAAACAUUAUCUUUUCUCUAUUACACUCACUCUCUCCCAAGGUAAUUUCAUCACUAAAAUGGUCUUAAAUACCAUUUUUAAGUUGGUUCAUUUAUUCAACAAAUCAACAAAUAAUUUGAUUGUCUUCUACUCCACUCACUGUUCUGCACGCAUGAUGACACAUUAGUGAGUAAGGCAAAAACCCCUGUCCUUGAGGAGCUUACAUUGUAUCUGGGAAGAUAGGUAAUAAACAUUAGACAUAAUAAAUAAAUUACCUAAAAAAUAUCAGAGGUGAUCAGUACUAUGGAAAAAGGAAAACUAGAACAGGAUAAGAAGGAUGUCUCCCAAAGUUAUAUGUUCACUCUGGACCUCUUUACUGAACUCCAGAACCAUACAUCCAAAUACCAACUUGACAUCUGUACUGUAUCUGUGUCUAUAAUAAGGAUAUCUAAACUCAAUUGAAAGCCAGGAGACUUUGCUGAUUUUCUUCCUGAUAUUUAUCACAGCCAUUUUAUUAUACCCUAUGGUUAUAUAGGUAAGGAGUUUGAUCAGGGUUCAGCUGGGUGAUUUGCCUCUGCUUCACGAUUUCUGGGGCCUCAGCUAGAGUGACUCAAACUUCUGGAGAUACCUGGGGCCAUAUGUGUAGAGCCUCCAUUCUUCGUAUAGUGCAUGCGGGAGCCUGAAUAGACCAAAUUAGCUGCUUCACUCACAAGCCUAGUGCCUGGAGUGGAUGACUGGAGUAGGGACAGGCUGAUAACAAUAGUUUCUUGUACGGAAAUUUCAGGGUAGUUGGACUUGCUCUAUGACAUCUGGCCUCCUCCAGAGCAACCAUUCUAAAAGGCAGUUCCACGAAAUAGGAGGUGGAAGGUGCCACUCUCUUAGGGCCAGGGCCCAGAAAUUAGCAUAGCUUCAUUUUUAGUUUUCUCUUUGUCAAAAUUGUCACAGAGCUUCCCUACUUUCAAGAAGAGGGGAGAAACUACUGAUAAGUAAUUUCUGUUUGCUAAUUGACUUAAAGCCAAGGUAGUGUGUCUAUUAAAAGAAGAAAAAAAGGGGUCAUAACCCUUCCUCUAUGAGAGUAGUGUCAAAUAAUUUGUGUCCAUCUUGAAUCCACCAAAGUCCACCUUCUGGCUACAAAUUUACAUUCCACCCCCAUGGAAAAUAUAUUCAUAUCCUCCCAAGAAAGUCUUAUUCAAGUAGGGCAUUAAGCUUAGGCUUGAGAUUCAGGAUCCCAUCUACUGAGAUGCAGCUACUCAGGUGCUUUAAAUCUGAAGAUUUUUGAACUUAAGUUGUUUGUACCCCUUACAUGCAUGCAUACAUAUACAUACACAACACACCCCACACAUAAAAUAGUAAGAAAAUAAUACAAUAACUGCAGCAGGUGCAUUCAUUGAAAAAGACAGACAACUUGAUUUACAUUGCAGUCAUUCUUUACUGGCAAUUCUAAAAUUAAGUUGCACACAUGUUGCCCAUUGCUUGAUAAGGGCUGCAGGCCUGCUUCUGGAGAAUGACUCUGGGGGACUUCUUGCUCUGCCCUGUGGACUCUUGGUUCAACACAGAAUGAGCCUUUCUUUUUAUAAGAAAUAGCUUAAGACUUAAUGCUUUCAGUCCAGACAAAGGAACCACAUUGUCUUCCUGUUUAAAACAACCAAAAAAUAGACAAUAUAUAUGAAAUGAUGGUUCCAAAUGAUGGGCUAUAAUGCAAGAAAAUUUAAUGAUCCCUAAGAGAUGGGAAACAAAUUAAGAUAAGCCCUGCAAUUCCUUAUCUUUCUGCCUUGAGAGUUCCCAUCUUGUGGUACAAGGUGGGGAAUCCAAGGAAAGCUUAGUUGCACUUACCAAAUUGAGGGAAUAGACUGUGAGUCUGGAGAGACCAGGAUGGCAGGUCACUAGAGAGGACAUUGCUGGGCAGAAAGGGAGCUCUAGAGAUCUUCAGAGGGUCAAGUUUCUGUGCACUGAUUAGCAUGAGAGCAAACUACCCAAGGCCAGGCAAAGAUUGACCUACCUGAGAGGAUAAGAAGUAACCUUCACCACUAGCUAGAAUAGAAAAUUUCAAGAUUGACCAGGAAUUGGGUAGAGUACACAGAACGGUAGUGUGUAUUGCAGCAUAAUUGUCUCAAGACUUAGCACUAUUCCAGUCUAGAUAAACGAAACUUAAAAGUAAGAGGCAAAAGAAUUGAACUGUUUCCAAGUAACUUAACUACAUCCCAGGAUAAAACUUCAAAAUAUUUAUAGGAAUAAAAAUAUAUUCAGUGGUCUGUCAGGGUCCGGGGGUUGCAUUUGAGGUUUUGGGGCAAUGCAAAGAGCAAAGAAGGCAGCGGGGGUCAUCAUGGAGGGCACUCAAGGAGGCCACUUUAUUCUGCACAAAGCUGUGCUUCUUAUACUGCUAUACCGCUAAUUCAUAGUUACAUAAGUGUUUUAAGAUGCGCAUGCAUGUGGCCUUCAUGGCUAGGCAUCUGGCCUUCAAGGCCCUUAUCUAGCUCCUUUCGCAUGGGGACAACAGGUUUCUCAAGGCCAGACAUAUCUGGGGUGAAGCGGUGGCAGCUGUCCUCAUAGAACAGUGGGGAGGGGGAACCUUCCCUACAUCCCACCCCUUUCUAUAGGACAGCAGCCGCCUGCUUCUUUCUUGCACACAAAGCAGAGCCCUGUACCCAGAGCCCACAGAAACAAUCUAAAGAACUGUAACAGACAAGGAGACUGCUUGUGUUCCCGUGAUUCCUUCAGUAGCCAGUAAGGCAGCAUACACUGCUGCCAGCUGUUUCUCCAACAGCAAAUAGUGAGUCUCAGCUCCCUUCCACAACUGAGACCAAAAUCCUAUUGGGACUUGGCGGACCUCUUGAUUCUGCCAUAAUCCCCACCUGCACCCAUCUGUGCUGGCACACACUGUCAGCAGGAACGGUGUGGAGGGGUCAGUGACUUGCAGCACCUGGGCCUGAGCCACUGCUCUUUUUGUCUCUGCAAAAGCCUUUUCUACCUCUGGCGUCCAGUCCCACGCUUCCCCUCGCUUUAUAAGGCGAUGCAGUGGCUUCACCAGCACGGCUAAGUGAGGGAUAAACAUUCUCUAAUACCCCAACAAGCCCACAUAUGUUUGUAGCUGCUUAACAGUUUCUGGGUGGGGGUACUGUUGUAUUUUAUCAAUCACUGCUUCAGGUAACACUUUGUCUUAGCUGACCAGACAACACCCAAGAACAUGACAGAGUAACCAGGUCUCUGCACCUGGUCUUUGUUGGCCCAUCCCCACCCCCGGAGGGCCUGGUGCAAAUUGUGAGCCACAGCUUCUAGAUCUUGGAGAGAAUCAGAAGUCAACAUUAUAUCAUCUACAUAAUGGAACACUUGAACUGAGGGUGGAUGGAACCAGGUGGCCAGGUCACUAGCCACCAAACCAUGACACAAAGUAGGACUGUGCAGGUAUCCUUGUGGGAGGACAGUGAAUGUCCACUACCUGCUCUCCCACUUGAAGGCAAACUAACUGUUCCUGGCUUUCUGGUGCAAUGUCAGUGGAAAAGAAGGCAUUAGCCAGAUCCAACACAAAAUAUAAGUUCCCAAAGUCACAGUCAAUUCAUCCAUCAGGUCAGUAAUGUUUGGUACUGCAGCAUGCAGCAGGGGAGUCACUUUAUUUAGUUCCCGAUAGUCCACUGUCAUUCUCAAAGUGCCGUCAGGCCACACGGGUGAAUUAAAAGGUCUGUGUGCUGGGCGGAUGAUGUUUACUUCCUCUAACUGCAAAAUGGUUUGGCUGAUUUCCUCCUGUCCACCAGGCAGCCGGUAUUGUUUAACGUUCACUGGGCGGGUGGCUUGUGGCAACACUAAAGGUGUGUGGUGCAGAUGACCUCCCCGCACUGUUUUCACAACACACACACACGCAACUGAAACUCUCCCAGAGUCAUUUUAUUUGCAUUGUUAGACAGUAUAGCACAUCCACCCCUAGAAUGUAUUCCGCUAUCAGAGGUACAUAAACUGCAUACAGAUGUGGGGGCAGGUGCCCAAUUCUCAGAGUCACAGUCACUCGCUGCACCUGCACAGUUUUCCCACCAUAUGACUGCAAAGGGGUCCCGGAAUCUAUCCGAGUUGCCAUGAAGGAGGGUGGAGUCAGCACCCAUAUCCACCCACGCCAACACCCCCUAUACAUUCUGUGGGGACCAGUGAGUGGCAAGUUCAACAAAUGGCCUCUGGUCCUGCGGUGUCCCAGUAUACCAGGUACCUCGGCCCCACCCCUAGCCAGGGAGGAAGUCAGUGCUUGGGGCGCCGGUUCCUGGUCUGCCACAGCGCUCUCCCGCACCUGCUUUGGGGGCAGUGGGCGAUAGCGUUGGUUUGGACGCUACUGCUCCGAUAGUCCCAUCAAGACCUCUAAAGGCUGUCCAUCAAGCUUUUCACGAGCCAAUCCAGCAGCCAAAAGGUCAGUCCGUACCUGUCUGCGGCUCACUUUCAGCGGUCCUACCGCAGCCACCCCUGGCGCCGUUUUCGCCGUGGCUGUUUUAUUUAUUUUCUCCUUGUGCUGCUUUACUGCAGUAGUUCUCACUUUGGUUUCUUGAGGUCGCUCUACUCAUAUGUCUCCUAAGUGAGCUAAAGCUGACACACAUUGUGUUCUCAGCGCCCUCAUCUCACAGUCAGAACAGCCAGGCAGGCACAGGUUCCCCCAAAUGUUGCGUACCCUGCUUGGCCAAAUUCUGCAAUUCUAUGGCUGUGUACUUCAUUUGCUGGGUAGCUGUCUGGGGGUCACCCGGCUGCCCCCUUGUGGCUACAGGUUCCUGCAUCCCCCCAGGUGGCCGCACAGUGGAGCAGCAUGCAAACCAAUAACGCUGCGCUGCACUCCGGGCCUCCUGCCCCCGACGAGUAUAGGGCAGUUACUCACUGAUCUGUAACAUACGUUCGGGAGCUACCAGUCGUUGCCCAAAGUCCUCCUUCUUCCGGCGGAGACUCUGCACUCGCUACUGCAACUCCACAGUUUUGCGAGCAGCAUGGUGGAUGACCGUCAGGAACAUCCAUGCCCCUUGCCCAGCCGAUUCCCUGUGGGCCUGAGGGACUAGGGACUCUAGCAUUUCCAAUGCCAUCCGUAUAACCUUUGAAGUCAGCUGUAUAGACUCCCAAUCCUCCAGUGCCGGCUAAGCGGUCAAGUGCGUUGCCACCAGGUACCAAAAUAGAGGCCCGGGGCCACAUCUCCUCCACCCACCCCUCCAUGUUCAGGGGAGCCGAAGGACUGUUGCUGUCCCAAUCACGUACCUCAUCUUGCUCACAGUGCCAAGUGUCGGGGUCUGGGGGUUGCCUCUGAGGUUUUUGGGCAAUGUGAAGAGCAGAGAAGGCAGCAGGUGUUGUCAUGGAUGGUGCUCAAACAGGCCACUUUAUUCUGCACACAGCUGUACUUCAUAUACUGCUAUACUGCUACUUCAUGGUUACAUUAAGUGUUCUAAGAUGCGCAUGUGUGUGGCCUUCAUAGCCAGGCAUCUGGCCUUCAAGGCCCUUAUUUAGCUCCUUUCCCAUGGGUACAAGAGGUUUCUUAAGGCCAGACAGACAUCUGUGGUGAAGCCAAGGGCAGCUGUCAUAGAACAGUAGGGGAAGUGGGGGGGGUCCUUUCCUACAUAGUCACAACAUAAAUUUCAAAGUGUCUGUCAUCCAGUCAGAAAUUACCAGGCAUGCAAAGUUAGGCACUGAAAAGGCUUACAUGGGUAAACAAAAGAUUUUUUUUCUCCUCUCCAAAUCUCUUUAUUGUUUACGCAAAAACAAGUAGUGUGAGGUUUAUAACAUAUGUAAAAGCAAAAUAAAUGACAAUAAUAGUGCAAAAGUGGGAAGGGGCAAAAUAGAAGUAUACUAUUAUAAGGUUGUUACCCUAUACCAGAAGUGUUUAACGUAACUUGAACAUAGACUGUGAUGAAGAUGUAUAAUUAUGAACUUUAAAGUAGACUAAGAUGAAAAGCAAGCAAAUAAAGUUUUAUAGCAGUCAGCCAACAAAGAAGAUAAAAUGGAAGAAACAUAGAAAAAGAAAAGGGAAACAAGGUACGGAUGGGACAAACAGAAAACAAAUAGGUGAUAGAUUUAAACCUAAUAAACAUCAUAUGAUAAUAUUUUUUUUAUUGCAGAGCAAAUUACCACAAACUCAGCAGCUUAAAGCUACACACAUUUAUUAUCUAACAGCCUCUGUGGGUCAGGAAUACAGGCACAGCUUGACUGGGUCCUCUGCCUAAGGACUCACCAGGCUGCAAUCAAGGUGUCAGCCAGGACAGAGUUCUCAUCUCGGGGCUGAACUGGGAAAAGAUGCAUUUCUGCACUUAACAUGGUUCUUUGUAGAUCUCAGUUCUUUGCAAGUAGGACUUAAAGCGUCAGUUUUUUGCUGGUCUUUGGCCGCAGGCAACCUUCUGCUCCUAUCAGGCACCAGCAGUUCCUUACCACAUGGGCUCCCCAACGUAGCUGCUUAAUCCCUCACAGCCAGCAAAGGAGAAGGAAAUUCCAGCAAGAUUGCCUGUGAAGUCUUACAUGACCCAGUCACAUAAUCACCUACUCUGUUGCCAUAUACUGUUGGUUAGAAGCAUGUCACAGGUCAUGUCCACACUCAAGGCCAUGGGAGCACAGAGGAAGUGCCCAGGAUCAGAAGAGGGUGGAGGCCACCCAGAGUUGGUCCACCAAAAAAUGGCACACCACAUUUAAUAACCUUGAAACUUUAUUCUUUCAUUUCUCCCAUCUUGUCCUUUGUUAUCCUACUUUUUACUUCUUAUCUGUUAUAAUUCACAGAUACCUUGUAAUUAUUUUUGCUUUAAACACCUAAUUUUAUUUAAAGAGAUUUUUUAAAAUGAGGAUAUUUAUUCAAAUAUUUGCUCUUUUCAGUACUCUGCAUUCCUUUGAGUUGAUCAAAAUUUACAUUUGGUGUCACCUGAGUAAAUGGACAUAAAACGAGUUUGAUUUUUUUCAGCCUUGCCUAUUCUGUUUCCUGCUGUUAAUAGUUUAUUUACUGAUUCUGUAGCAAUGCUGUAUGCUCAUUUUUAUUUUGCUAGCUCAUUUUUUGUAGCUCAGUGAUCUCUGUGUUCUUUUAUUUUAAAUCAUUGUUUUUGAGCUUUUUUUUAAUAUUCAGAUUUUUAUCAAGUUCUUCAAGAAGCAACAUAUAGAAAUUUCUUUUGCGGAGUUUUCUUUUAGUCAUGCUCUUUGUAGUUUGCAUGCAUUAUUCAGCUCAUUUGUACAUUUAUUCUUUUACUAAUAUUUUGCCACCGUGUGUAUGCAGAGCAGCCAGGAUGUUUCUUUUUGUCUCGCUCACGCUUGGAGGUCUUUGCUAGACUUCUCUCUGUAGUUUGAGGCGUAGGUAAAUCAUAUUCUAUCUACUUUUUUUUGUAGCUUAGGGAGUUGUGGGGAACCAUGGUGAGUGGAGGGUGGUUGAGAUAGUUUGUUUUGUUAGAGUUGUUGAACUCUGUGGCCUUUCCCUGAGAUAUUAAAUAUUCUGUGUCAGAGUUCUUAUUAUCUAGUUAGGAAUCUUUCCCAUUCCCAUUGGGGAAGAUCUGUGGGAUUUAAGUUACUUCUGUGAGAAACACACUCACUGGUCCAAAUUCAGUAAGUGGACAUGGAGGCAAAGAGAACAGCGAAGCGAGGCUUUAAUGACAGUCUUGCAACAUCGAGUGUCUGGUGAGGAGGCACACCUGAGGCCAUUGGCGCAAGUAAUUUAUUCCCUAGCACGUGAGUCCCUCCCCUGGUUCCUCAUUGGCUGAGUACUAUAGACAUUCUUUCCCAGAUGUCGCUUAAGCCAAUUAUAUCCAAAUAGGGCCUUCUCAAUUACAUUUGUCUUAAUUUCGUUGGUAGGUUUAAAAAACUCAAACAGGUAUUGCCAGGUCCUUACCAAUCACCCACCCGCUCCAAACCCCACUCUCAGUUUGAGCAGCUUCCUGGCAUAUUUUCCACCAGAUGGCCCUUUAAUACCUUACUGUUAAAAUGUUUAAACCUCCUGGUGGGAAUAAAUCACAUUUAGGUUUUAUGCUUUUUCUAACACUUCCCAAUUCCGUUUGUAGCACUGGAGCACUCACUUCAAAAGUCAGCUCCACUGUUCACUUUGUCCUAGGUUAGCCCAUUAACCUUCAGCCAUUUCCACUGUUUUCUUAAUAAGAAAAAGCAGGCAAAUAAGAGGAAAAUGACAUGACUCUUUCUUUUCAGACUUGGGGAUAUUAGUGACAAUUAUGAAAAUUUAAUAAACUCAUCAAAACCUUAGUUUUAAGCUAUUUUUUUGUAUGUUCCUUAUUUUUUAUUAAGGUGUCAUUGAUGUACAAUCUUACGAAAGCUUCUAGUUUUUAAAUUUAAUUCAUGUAUUCUCAUUCUUUUAUUGAUAUUUUUCUGAUUAACUACAUUUCAUAGAUUCUGAUAGAAAGUGUUUUUGUUAUAAUUCUUACAAAUUGUUACUUUUAGUUUACAUUUCUCAUUUUAUCUAAGGAUUAUUUGAAAUAAUGUUUAUUAAUUUCAAUCUAAGAUAAUUGUUGCAUUUUGAGUUUGUUAAUAAUUUCUGAUAUUACUUGGUUGUGUUAAAGAAUUCUCUUUCUGGUAAUAUUUCUACUUUAUGGAACUUUGUGACCUUGUAUCUGAUCAAUUUUUGUAAAUAGCCUAUGCAUUUAAGGUGUACAGUCUAUUAUCAGGAUGUAAAAUUUGAUUUAUAGUCAUAAGGUCUAAUUGAUUAUGUUGUUUAGGUUUUCUAUAUGCAUACUCACUUUUUGUCUACUUAUUCUGUCUUUCACUUUGUUUUGCUUGUUAAUUUUCCUAUUAUAGUGCAUUUCUAUCUUUGCCUGUAUCUCCUGUAGUUUUUUGCUUUACAAUAUGAUGGUGCAGUGUUAUUUGGUACAUACAUAUUCAUAUGUGUUAUGUCUUUAUUGUAAAAUUCUGAUUUUUACAUUAAAAAGGGUCUUUGUCACA